GAUUCGGAUAACGAACUCAAAAGGAAGAUGAGCAGUGCUUCUUUUUACUCCACCGACGGUGGCGAGGAGGACGACGAAGAUGCCGAGGACGACGACGAUGAUCGGAAAGACGCACAUGUGGCGCUCGGCCCUCAAUUGGCUCUCAAGGAACAGCUUGAGAUGGACAAGGAUGAUGAAAGCCUGAGGAAAUGGAAAGAGCAGCUGCUUGCCGGCGUUGAUUUGUCUGAAGUUGGAGAGAAUCCAGAUCCAGAAGUGAAGAUCCAGAGUCUCACAAUCAUCACUCCUGAUAGACCAGACCUGGUUCUACCUAUCCCCUUCGUCCCAAAUGCGAAGGGCUAUGCAUUUACUCUUAAGGAUAGCAGUCGCUACCGACUCAAAUUCUCCUUCACUGUCUCAAAUAACAUUGUAUCAGGACUCCGGUACACGAACACUGUGUGGAAGACUGGAGUGAGAGUUGAGAACACAAAGGUGAUGCUGGGAACUUUCAGCCCUCAGAAGGAGCCAUACACCUAUGAGCUAGAAGAGGAUACCACCCCUUCUGGCAUAUUUGCAAGGGGAUCCUAUUCUGCUAAAACAAAGUUUGUGGAUGAUGAUGGUAAAUGUUAUUUGGAAAUGAGCUAUUACUUCGAGAUAAGAAAAGAUUGGUCAUAG
Molecule: messenger RNA, 651 nt
Organism: Dendrobium catenatum
Lineage: Eukaryota; Viridiplantae; Streptophyta; Magnoliopsida; Asparagales; Orchidaceae
Product: rho GDP-dissociation inhibitor 1-like
Exons: 5
Coding region: 28-651 (207 amino acids)
Biological process (GO): Rho protein signal transduction
Cellular component (GO): membrane; cytosol; cytoplasm
Molecular function (GO): protein binding; Rho GDP-dissociation inhibitor activity
Source: RefSeq, a predicted model, not a curated record